Molecule: messenger RNA, 759 nt
Organism: Gossypium raimondii (Peruvian cotton)
Lineage: Eukaryota; Viridiplantae; Streptophyta; Magnoliopsida; Malvales; Malvaceae
Exons: 3
Coding region: 1-759 (252 amino acids)
Molecular function (GO): nucleic acid binding
Source: RefSeq, a predicted model, not a curated record
AUGGAGUCGACUGCUCUGAAUGGAAGAAUGGCCGGAUGGCAAAUUCUGCUGUCUGAAUUUGAUAUAGUCUAUGUGAACCAGAAAGUAGUAAAAGGGAGUGCAAUAACAGACUUUCUGGCCAGUAGAGCACUGGAAGAUUAUGAGCCACUAAACUUCGAUUUCCCGAAUGAGGAUUUGAUGUAUGUUGCAACCGCAGAAAAAGACUUUCAAGAAGACGGUCCUUGGAAGCUUAAUUUUGAAGGAGCCUCGAAUGUUGUAGGCAAUGGGAUUGGGGCAGUCUUGGUAUCUCUCGAUGGUGAUCAUUACCCAUUCACUAGCAAAUUAGAUUUUGAUUGCACAAAUAAUAUGGCGAAGUAUGAAGUAUGCAUCAUGGAAAUUCGUGCAACUAUUGAACGAAAAAUCAAAGUGUUAGAAGUGUAUGGGGAUUCUGCAUUGGAGUUUGAUGAUAUUACCUUCUGUUAUCUCCCACGAGAUGAAAAUCAAAUGGCCGACGCAUUGGCUACAUUAGCCUCUAUGAUCAAGGUAAAUAAACAAGAGGAUAUGAAGCCUAUCCAAAUGAGCAUUUAUGAGGCUCCAACCCAUUGUUACAAUAUUGAUGAUGAUGAAGAAAAGGAUGAUCACCCCUGGUAUCCCGACAUACUGCGAUAUGUAAAGAAUCACGAAUAUCCCGGCCAGAGGCCAGACAAAUCUUGGAAGAGGUCUAUGAGGGAGUUUGUGGAACGCAUGCUAAUGGCUUCACAAUGGCCAAACAAAUCAUGA